UUGUAAAUCCUGCCGGGGAGGUCAGUGCACCUUCGUAUCCUGGGUACCUUCGAAUUGUGAGGUUCUUGGAUAAUUCUCUUGAUACAGUUCUAAACCGCCCUCCUGGGUUUCUUCAGGUUUGUGGCUGGUUGUACCCUCUGGUUCCUGAUAGAUCUCCAGUUCUCAAAUGUUCUGUGGGAGCCUACAUGUUUCCCGAUACAAUGUUACAAGCAGCAGGAUGCUUUGUGGGUGUGGUCUUAUCCUCUGAGCUACCAGAAGAUGAUAGAGAACUCUUUGAGGAUUUAUUAAGACAAAUGUCUGACCUUCGGCUCCAGGCCAACUGGAGUAGGGCAGAAGGAGAAAAUGAAUUUCAAAUCCCUGGAAGAACAAGACCCCCCUCUGACCAAGUGAAGGGAGCCUCUGGUAGUGAUGUGAGUCAGUUGGACCCUUCAUUGGGCCAAGGCAACAAGACUGUGCAUCAUAAAGGAAAACAUAAGAAAAAGACUAAAGAUACUUCAAAUGAAGAAGUUAAUCUGAGUAACAUUGUACCCUGUGAGCCAGCUUCAGAAGAAAGAGCAAAAGAAUUACCUGAAUGGAGUGAGAAAGUGGCUCAAAACAUUUUGUCAGGUGCUUCCUGGGUGAGUUGGGGUUUAGUCAAAGGUGCUGAGUUUACUGGCAAAGCAAUCCAGAAAGGUGCUUCCAAACUCCGAGAACGGAUUCAGCCAGAAGAGAAACCAGUGGAAGUUAGUCCAGCUGUCUCCAGGGGACUUUAUAUAGCCAAGCAGGCUACAGGAGGAGCAGCCAAAGUCAGCCAGUUCCUAGUUGAUGGAGUCUGCACUGUAGCAAAUUGUGUUGGAAAAGAAUUAGCUCCACAUGUUAAGAAGCAUGGAAGCAAACUUGUUCCAGAAUCUCUUAAAAGAGACAAAGAUGGAAAGUCUACCCUGGAUGGUGCUAUGGUUGUUGCAGCAAGUAGUGUUCAAGGAUUUUCAACUGUCUGGCAGGGAUUAGAAUGUGCAGCUAAAUGCAUUGUUGACAAUGUUUCAGCUGAAACAGUACAAACCGUCAGAUACAAAUACGGGCAUAAUGCAGGAGAAGCUACACAUCAUGCAGUGGAUUCUGCCAUCAAUGUUGGUGUAACUGCCUAUAAUAUUGACAACAUUGGUAUUAAAGCAAUGGUGAAGAAAACUGCAAAACAAACAGGGCAGAAAAUCCUUGAAGACUAUCAAAUAACUGAUGAUUCUCAGAGGGAAGGUGAAGGAGAAACAUCAAAUCCAAAUGUGAGAAAACAGAAAAAUGAAAAAGCAGCAAAGAAGGAAGAUAAAUGAUGGAAGUAGCAGAAACUACUUGUACCAAAGCCUUACCAAAUGGAAGAAAUUUUGUAAAAUAAGCAAAUGUGGAAUUCUUCACCGAUUAACCAGUAUUUUUU
This is a messenger RNA of Octodon degus (degu), 1405 nucleotides long. It is a transcript of the gene Spart, whose product is annotated as spartin. Bases 186 to 1304 code for a protein of 372 amino acids. The transcript has 8 exons. Gene Ontology annotation, cellular component: plasma membrane. NCBI's taxonomy places the organism in Eukaryota, Metazoa, Chordata, Mammalia, Rodentia, Octodontidae. Gene Ontology annotation, biological process: negative regulation of BMP signaling pathway; cell division. The record is from RefSeq and is a predicted model, not a curated record.